AUGGCUUAUAUCGAUAAAGGUAAGAUUCUGAGCCUUUAGAAAUUGAAAUGGAAUCUGAUUUUCAGACGGAAAUGUUCUUGAAAAGAAGCAGAGGGGAAUUAUCGAGAUUAUUCUCUCGUUUUUCGCGUUCAUCUAUUUAUUGUGAGAUUUUUGCUAAAUCAUCGAUUUUUGAAAAUUUUUGAAUGUUUCAGCUUCCGCUCGUUGCUCGGCUUCAGCUCUCCGAACCCACGCAACAGCAACGCCCAAGACUAUAGAAAUAUUGUGCGCGGUGGCGGAGUGGGCGGCUCCGGCGGAGGCGGCAAUCCGUACAGACGGAAUGGAGACGGAAACGGAGGCGGAAGAGACAUCGGAAGGCUUACGAGUGCGUCCGGAAUCGCGCCGCCACCAAUGGGAGGCGGAUGCUGUGGCGGCGGUGGAUGCGGAUAA
Caenorhabditis sp. 36 PRJEB53466 is the source of this 426-nucleotide messenger RNA. The record is from the annotation of a GenBank genome assembly. NCBI's taxonomy places the organism in Eukaryota, Metazoa, Nematoda, Chromadorea, Rhabditida, Rhabditidae.